Molecule: messenger RNA, 2029 nt
Organism: Lacerta agilis (Sand lizard)
Lineage: Eukaryota; Metazoa; Chordata; Lepidosauria; Squamata; Lacertidae
Exons: 12
Coding region: 371-1843 (490 amino acids)
Biological process (GO): transmembrane transport
Molecular function (GO): transmembrane transporter activity
Source: RefSeq, a predicted model, not a curated record
GGGGGACGAGGAUGCGCUCUCCAUUGGCUGCUACGCGCGCUCGUCCCGCCCGCUCGCCGAUCAUUCAAUAAACUUUCUCCCGGCUGCAGCUGCCUUGGUCGGGCAAAACAGCUGCAGCGACGCGCAGGUUGCGGGCUGCAAGAGGGAGAGCGCCCAAGGAGCGCCUGGAUGCGCGUGUGCCUAUAAAGGGCUGGAGAGGAGCGCUGCUGCUGCUGCGGCAGGGAGAAUGGUGAGGGUUAGGAGGAGGAAGAUGGCACCGCCGCCGCCUCUAGCUGCCCUUUGAGCUCUUCGAGGGAGGAAGGAGACCUCGACCCCACGCCCCUUCGACGGGCCGCCUCUGUCCCCGGGGAGAACCCAACGCCAGGUGUCUAUGGAUGUGCAGCGGAAGAAGAAAUGGACCAACCUCACAAUUGGCCUCAUAUUCCUGUCGGGAGGGAUUGAAUACGCUGUGAUCCUGCCAACCCUUUGGGCUUACCUGCAAACUCUCAAUGCUGAGCCAUACUACCUGGGCCUGGGCAUCUCUGCCUUUAGCUUUGCCGGGCUGAUCACAGGCCCGCUGUUUGGAUAUUGGUCUGACCGUACCUAUAAAACCAAGGCCAUCAUCCUCUUCGCCAACUUGUUUCAGAUAGCAGGGAACUUCAUGUACUUUGUCGGUGGUUCCAAAUGGAUGCUUCUGAGUGGUCGGCUGGUGGCAGGUGUGGGCACGGGAGCCGGAGCAUCCAUCUUUGGCUACAUCACCCGAACCACCACGUCCCAGGAGCGUGCCACGGUGUUUGCGGCUGUCAUGGCAUGCCGGCAGGUCGGGCUACUCAUCGGGCCAGCUUGCAACCUGUUCCUGCGCCUCUGUAACUUCCAGAUGGGGCCCUUCGUGGUCAACAAGUUCACAUCACCUGGGCUCUUCAUGUGCGUGGUGUGGCUUUUGCUGCAGAUCGUUGUUGCGACGCUGUACUAUGACCUGCUGCCGCCGCCAUUGGUGGACCCCUCGAAGGCCCCGGCGGCGGCUGUGCGGGACGCUGUGGAAGAGGAGGAGCAGAAGCCUCUUGUGCAACACGAGGAGGCAGCGGAGAGCAGCAGCAGCUACGGCAGCACCUCCGCGGAGCGCCGGGAAGCUGUGUCGGGAGACGAGGGUCGGUAUGUGCCCAAUGGGCACUUGGCUGAUGAAGAAGCCUCUUUGGAGAAGACUCCCGCCUACAAUUUCAGCUCCAUGACAGAGUACCUGAGGGAAGAGGUGGUGGUUCUGCUGACAGCCCAGUUCAUUACGCUCUUCAACCAAACCGCCCUAGAGACAAUGGUGACCCCAAUCACCCAGCAGUUCUUGAAUUUUGGGGAGCUGGAGAACAGCAUCAUGUAUUUCAUCUGCGGUGUGGAGGUCAUUGCUGGCUUCUUCCUGGUGCGCUGCCUGAGCACUCGCCUGUCUGACCGCGUCCUCUUGGUCCUUGGCCUGGUCAUCUGCAACAUAGCCUGCGCUUGGUGUCUGUUCUUCCUGGUACGGCCCCGAGGUACCUUUGCCAUUCUCCUUACAGAGCUGGUGGUGGGCGUUUUCCUGCAAGUCUUGGGCCUUCCCUUUGUUGCAGUCUCCCAAGUGUCGCUCUUUUCCAAAGUCACGGCCGAGAGAACGCAAGGGUUCAGUCAGGGUCUCCGUCGCUCUGUAGGGGGCGUGGCCACCAUCCUUGGGCCUCUGUGGGCUGGAGGCUUGACCAACCGCUUGGACAUCAUGUUGGGGGUGAUGAUGGGUCUGCUGAGUCUCCUCACGAUCAUGGUGGGGAUCUCAUAUACAUACCUGGUGGAGCCGCCCAGAAGAUGUGUGUCAUCGCAAACAUCUGAAGAUGAAUGCAGCUCAUGACAGCGCCGUCGGAUGGAGGUGCUUCUGAAGGAACAGAGAAAGUCCUGCUCACCCAGGUGAGAGCACAUGUCUCCACCACCACCACCACCCUGGUCUGAUGGUUGAGCAUAUGGCUUCUCAAACUCCAGUAGGCAAGUGAGGCCUGGAGAAGCUGGCGAUGGAGUCUUCCUGCAAGGAGAUGCAGAA